Molecule: messenger RNA, 522 nt
Organism: Meyerozyma guilliermondii ATCC 6260
Lineage: Eukaryota; Fungi; Ascomycota; Pichiomycetes; Serinales; Debaryomycetaceae
Exons: 1
Coding region: 1-522 (173 amino acids)
Source: RefSeq, a predicted model, not a curated record
AUGCCUAGAUCAAGAGCUAGAAGAGCAAGAAGAGUAGUGACUCCAGAAGAAGCAGUGGAGGUGUUUACACCAGCAUGGCAAGAAUUGAAUACACCAGCAUGGCAAGAAUUGAAUACACCACCAAUGGAAGAAAUGUCCAUGAUUAGUCCGACCCAAACUCGGGCCAAUCGGGUAGGCUGGAGAAGAAUUGGUAAUUUAAUAGUGGAAGUGUCUAUUGUAUCCCUUCAAGCAUGCCAGCAGCUAUUACCUGAUUUCAUCGAGCAAGAGUUAGAAAUUACGGAGGGAUGGUGGUACGCUGCUGCAACGACUGCUCUCGCGUAUACAGUAUAUGUGGGCCGUUACUUUAUCCUUUCGAUUUGGCGUCGGGAGCCAAUUGAAAAUAUUGUGCAAAACGGUUUUGCUCUUCUUACGUGCCUUUUGGCAUUAUGGUUUGGUUACAGUGGCUACAGCGACUCACAGAGUUUAACUGUGUAUCGCAUGGUCAUUCUCUGUCAAAUGACACUUGCUACUUUUGUGUCAUGA